AUGUAUGGGCGCUUAAUCAUAUUUGUUAGCUUAGGGAUUGGUUGUACUGUCUGGUACAACUUUAUACCUGGAGUACCAGAAGUAGCACCUCCAGGAAUCUUAGUACCGAGAGAGCUUCCGUAUGAUUCUUUCAAGGAUGUUUCAUUUGAUAUAGCCCCCUUUAUGAAAAUGAGUUAUGUGGAGUAUAAGUAUAUAUCAGAUCAAGUGUUAUCCGCCUUUGAUAAUGUCUAUCCGUUCAAUGAAAUCCAUCUUCCUAGUGGUAACACUGCUGAAGGUAGCAAUGCUAGGGUGGCCCUUGGUUUAGGGAUCAUAGUAGCAGCCUUUCUCGGAAUGGGUUUUUACACUCUAUCUCCGCUAAGGCUCAGGAGAAUAAGUAGGGAUGAUCUACUAGAAUUUUUAUUUGCAACGCUACCUGAUUUUCCUGACUUAACGUUUUAUCCAAGCAGAGAUAGUUCACACUAUAUAGUUGUUUUUCCAUCAAAAAAAGAGGAUGUCUUGGUGUUCAUGGCAUUGAGUAUCCAUUUCUAUCGUUUGACUUAUGGUUAUGUGCCCAAGGAGAAUUACAGAUUAUUAGAUAGGUUAGGUCUCUUUUAUUCUGGUAUUCAAAACAUGGGUAAGGUGACUAGACUGUACCAGAUUAACAUGGAUCCAUCAUUACAACUGAUUCCUGAGAGUCUGGUUUUAGAUGGUGUUAAGUCCUUUGUUGGGGCAGAUUCGGUUUGUUAUAAGCUGGUUAGUAGCUUUCUAAAUCUCGAGACCUUUGAUGAGGAUGGUAGAAAGAUAUGCUUCGGUUGUAUGCCAAUUGUUGGAGAAAUCACUAGGGUCUUAUUCAAUCUUACCUUAAUGGAGUUCGACCGGCAGUUCAGCCAUAAAUAUCCAGGGAUUGCAUUUGAAAGAUUCAUAGGUAUGGUCUUUAUAGCAUGUACUGAUGAUCUAAGAAUCGAUGAAUAUCAAGUAUUUGAUAUGAUACAAGAUCUCGGGCUGUCUUGUUCAAUCGAGUAUACAGAACCAGGGCUAGAGCCUCUCUAUUGUCGCAAUAGGAUGGUUGCUCUGGACUAUGAGGGUAAGGUUGUCGUGUACAAUCCUACAGAUUACUAUCCUACAGAUUAUGGUUAG
Lactuca saligna is the source of this 1116-nucleotide messenger RNA. The record is from the annotation of a GenBank genome assembly. NCBI's taxonomy places the organism in Eukaryota, Viridiplantae, Streptophyta, Magnoliopsida, Asterales, Asteraceae.